AUGGCAGGAUUGAAGACGUUUGAUGCUUUUCCGAAGACUGAAGAACAAUACAAGAAGAAGUCCACCAAGGGUGGCUUAACUUCCUUGUUAACAUAUCUGUUUCUGUUAUUUAUAGCAUGGACCGAGUUCGGCGAAUACUUUGGUGGUUAUAUCGACCAGCAGUACGUAGUGGAUAGUCAAGUUAGAGAUACCGUCCAAAUCAAUAUGGAUAUAUACGUCAAUACGAAAUGUGAUUGGCUGCAUAUCAAUGUCAGAGACCAAACAAUGGAUCGGAAACUUGUAUUAGAGGAACUGCAAUUGGAAGAGAUGCCUUUCUUCAUUCCUUAUGACACGAAAGUUAAUGAUAUUAAUGAAAUUAUUACGCCUGAAUUGGAUGAAAUCUUAGGAGAAGCUAUCCCGGCAGAAUUUAGAGAAAAACUAGAUACUAGGUCAUUUUUUGAUGAAAACGAUCCUAAUAAGGCACAUCUUCCGGAGUUCAAUGGUUGUCAUAUAUUCGGGUCUGUUCCGGUAAAUAGGGUUAGUGGUGAAUUGCAGAUCACAGCUAAGGGUUUAGGAUACAUGGAUUCACGCAAAGCACCACUGGAAGAUUUAAAGUUCAAUCACGUUAUUAAUGAGUUUUCUUUUGGUGAUUUCUACCCAUAUAUCGAUAACCCAUUGGAUAACACUGCGCAGUUUAAUCAGGAUGAACCUUUAACUACUUACGUCUAUUAUACAUCUGUUGUACCAACCCUUUUUAAGAAAUUAGGAGCAGAAGUGGAUACGAAUCAAUAUUCUGUUAAUGACUAUCGCUAUUUGUACAAAGAUGUCAGCACUAAAGGUGAUAAAACGCCGGGCAUCUUCUUUAAGUACAAUUUCGAACCAUUAUCCAUUGUUGUUUCUGAUGUUCGUUUAAGCUUCAUACAGUUUUUGGUGAGAUUAGUGGCAAUCUGCUCAUUUUUGGUUUACUGUGCUUCGUGGAUUUUCACACUACUGGAUAUGGCCCUUAUCACCAUAAUGGGACCCAAGUGGUCAUUGCGUUAUCAGCCGGAUGAUAAAACUAAGGGUAUUUUAGAUAGGUAG
This is a messenger RNA of Saccharomyces paradoxus, 1059 nucleotides long. RefSeq names its product Erv41p (gene ERV41). Gene Ontology annotation, biological process: endoplasmic reticulum to Golgi vesicle-mediated transport; retrograde vesicle-mediated transport, Golgi to endoplasmic reticulum. The transcript has 2 exons. The record is from RefSeq and is a predicted model, not a curated record. Gene Ontology annotation, cellular component: Golgi membrane; endoplasmic reticulum membrane; COPII-coated ER to Golgi transport vesicle. Bases 1 to 1059 code for a protein of 352 amino acids. Lineage: Eukaryota; Fungi; Ascomycota; Saccharomycetes; Saccharomycetales; Saccharomycetaceae.